Molecule: messenger RNA, 1531 nt
Organism: Schistocerca americana (American grasshopper)
Lineage: Eukaryota; Metazoa; Arthropoda; Insecta; Orthoptera; Acrididae
Product: myogenesis-regulating glycosidase-like
Exons: 4
Coding region: 110-1402 (430 amino acids)
Biological process (GO): carbohydrate metabolic process
Molecular function (GO): hydrolase activity, hydrolyzing O-glycosyl compounds
Source: RefSeq, a predicted model, not a curated record
AACUGAUGUCCCCCUUUUCAUCGACCAGAAUACCGAAGAGUCACUGAACAGACUGUGCUUCGUCGCUCAGAAUGCGGAUCCCUAUCCAGAACAUCGACAAGACAUCCUUAUGGACUAUGACUUGUGCUUGCUGGACGAUCCGAGGCAGGCCCAUGAGUACGCCGUACAGGCCUACCUGGGGAAGCCGACAGCCACCCCAGAUGAACGCAUGGCCACGGAACCAAUCUGGUCAACAAUAAAUCGUUACCACGCUGAUGUCAGCGAUCAAAAUCUGAGGGCCUUUGCUAACGAGAUUAUCGCCAAUGGAUUCAACUACAGCCAGAUCGAAAUAGACGAGUACUGGGAGGUAUGUUACGGCAGUCUGACGUUUGAUCCGAACAAGUUUCCAGACAUGAAAGCCCUUACUGACGAUCUCCAUGCACUGGGAUUCCGUGUAACACUCUGGGUGCAUCCGUUUAUACUCGAAGGGUGUGAGCCGUAUUACUCCGAGGCGCUGGCUGCCGGAUACUUUGUGUCAAAUACCGAGGGGAGCACUCACACGUGGUGGAAGAGUAACGCUGGCAUUGUCGACUUCACCAACCCUGAAGCAGCCGCCUGGUGGACGGAUCGACUGUGGGCGCUCCGCAAUGAGACAGGAAUCGAUUCGUUCGAAUUCGACGCUGGUCAGACGAAUUACUUGCCUCAGCUGCCCAACAUACAACCCGUGGAACGGAACCCGGUGCGCUACAGCGACGAGUUCGCGAGAGCCGCCUCCCAGUACGGUUCCCUGGUCGAGAUACAGACGGGGGUGGAGAGCCAGCGCCUGCCCAACUUCUUCCUGAUGGACGUCGUGGACAGCAAGUGGGGCACGGCCGGUGGUGUGGGGACACUGCUGCCGAAGCUGCUGGAGCUCAGCAUCGUGGGCCACCCCUUCGUGAUGCCGGAGAUGGUGGGCGGUGCGACGUACGCUCUUCCGACCAAAGAGAUGUACAUUCGCUGGCUGCAAGCCACGAUCUUCAUGCCGGCCGUCAAGUUCUCCUACACGCCGUGGGAUUUCGACAAUGAGACGCUGGAGAUCUGCCGCGACCUGUUGUCGCUGCGCGCGCAGUACGCGCCGCGCAUCGUGGAGUUGAUGCAGAAGGCGGUGGAGGACGGCACGCCGGUCAACCUGCCCAUCUGGUGGAUCUCCCCCAACGACGACACGGCGCAGACCGUCGACUCAGAGUUCCUGCUUGGCGAGGACGUUCUGGUGGCGCCAGUGUUGGAGGAGGGCGCAGUCAGUCGCGACAUCUACCUGCCCAGUGGCUACUGGAGGGACGAAGCGGACCCGGAGCACCCCACCAUACGGGGGCCCCAGUGGCUGUAUGACUACUCAGCUCCUCUCAACACGCUGCCGUAUUUCAGCAGGAACGCCACAGCAUGAAUUCCAUGGGCAGAACAAGAAAAUGCCCCACACAGCACUAAUAAAAUACAAAUCUAGUUCUAGUCGUGAAAAGUACUGAACUACAGUAGUUUGCUUCACGAUACAUAUUAAAAAAAAUAUUUAAUAUCA